AUGGCGGACAGUCUCCCCACAGAAUUCGAUGUGAUCAUAAUAGGGACAGGUCUGCCUGAAUCCAUCCUUGCAGCUGCGUGUUCAAGAAGUGGUCAGAGGGUUCUGCAUCUCGAUUCAAGAAGCUACUAUGGAGGAAACUGGGCAAGUUUCAACUUUUCAGGAUUGCUCUCCUGGUUGAAGGAGUACCAGCAAAAGAGUGAUGUUGCAGAAGAAAGUACUGCCUCGUGGCAAGGCCUGAUUCAUGAAACAGAAGAAGCCAUCACUCUGCGCAAGACGGAUGAAACCAUUCAACACACAGAAGUUUUUUGUUACGCCAAUCAGGAUAUGGAUGACAAAAUUCAAGAGACUGAUGCUCUGCAGAAAAAUCCUUCCUCACUGACAUCUAGUACUCUCACUAAACCUCUGGAUUCUGCAUGCUUGUCUGAAGAAACACACUCAUAUGUCACUAGCUACGAAAUGCCUGCCAAAGACAUUCCAAAAAAUGAUGGAGAGAUUUCACUAGAAGUAAGUGGUGUAGAGGGCACCUUGGCAGAAGAAAAAUAUUGUGGAGAUGAAACUUGUAGACACACAGUUUCAGGUGGAGAUACAGAUGAAAACAAACCUAUAGAGGAAGACAACACUGAUCAACUAAAGAGAAAGAGGAUUACUUACUCUCAAAUAGUUAAAGAAAGCAGGAGGUUUAAUAUUGAUUUGGUAUCAAAGCUCCUGUAUUCUCAAGGGUUGCUGAUUGAUCUUUUAAUCAAAUCAAAUGUUAGUCGUUAUGCAGAAUUUAAAAAUGUCACUAGGAUUCUUGCAUUUCGAGAAGGAAAAGUAGAACAGGUGCCUUGUUCCAGAGCAGAUGUCUUCAAUAGCAAAGAACUCACUAUGGUUGAAAAGAGGAUACUAAUGAAAUUUCUUACAUUUUGUUUAGACUAUGAACAACAUCCUGACCAAUACCAAGCUUUCAUGCAAUGCUCAUUUUCAGAGUACUUAAAAACUAAAAAAUUAACCCCCAACCUCCAGCAUUUUGUACUGCACUCCAUUGCAAUGACAGAAUCAUCUUGCACUACAAUAGAUGGCCUUAAAGCAACAAAAAACUUCCUUCAGUGUCUUGGACGGUUUGGCAACACUCCCUUUUUAUUUCCCUUAUAUGGCCAAGGAGAAAUUCCCCAGUGUUUCUGCAGGAUGUGUGCAGUUUUUGGUGGAAUCUAUUGUCUUCGCCAUAAAGUUCAAUGCCUUGUAGUUGACAAAGAAUCUGGAAGAUGUAAAGCAAUUAUAGAUCACUUAGGUCAAAGAAUAAAUGCUAAAUAUUUUAUUGUGGAGGAUAGUUACCUUUCUGAGAAAACAUGCUCAAAUAUACAGUAUAAGCAGAUCUCCAGGGCAGUGCUCAUUACAGAUCAAUCUAUACUAAAGACAGAUUCAGAUCAGCAAAUUUCCAUUUUGAUAGUGCCUCCAGCGGACUCAGGAACAUGUGCCGUUCGUGUCACUGAAUUAUGUUCUUCAACCAUGACAUGCAUGAAAGACACUUAUCUGGUACAUCUGACCUGUUCCUCCUCUAAAACAGCAAGAGAAGACUUAGAGUCAGUAGUAAAGAAACUAUUCACUCCAUAUACUGAAGCAGCAAUAAAUGAGGAGGAACUUACAAAGCCAAGACUCUUGUGGGCUCUUUAUUUUAAUAUGAGAGAUUCCUCCGGAGUCAGCAGAAGCUCAUAUAAUGGCUUACCGUCCAAUGUUUAUGUCUGCUCUGGGCCUGACUGUGGACUGGGAAAUGAGCAUGCGGUCAAGCAAGCUGAAACACUGUUCCGGGAGAUCUUUCCAAGUGAAGAAUUCUGUCCCCCACCUCCAAAUCCAGAAGACAUUAUCUUUGAUGGUGAUGAUAAACAACCAGAGGUUUCUGGAACCAAUAACAUAAUCAUGGCCAAACUAGACUCCUCUGAGGGAAGCAAAAACCUAGAAAGCCCAGGGAAACAUCUUGAAAACUAG
Messenger RNA from Puma concolor (puma), 1962 nucleotides. RefSeq names its product CHM like Rab escort protein (gene CHML). Gene Ontology annotation, molecular function: GDP-dissociation inhibitor activity. Gene Ontology annotation, biological process: small GTPase-mediated signal transduction; vesicle-mediated transport; intracellular protein transport. Gene Ontology annotation, cellular component: cytosol; nucleus; Rab-protein geranylgeranyltransferase complex. NCBI's taxonomy places the organism in Eukaryota, Metazoa, Chordata, Mammalia, Carnivora, Felidae. The record is from RefSeq and is a predicted model, not a curated record.